Symphalangus syndactylus (siamang) is the source of this 4059-nucleotide messenger RNA. RefSeq names its product amphoterin-induced protein 2. NCBI's taxonomy places the organism in Eukaryota, Metazoa, Chordata, Mammalia, Primates, Hylobatidae. Gene Ontology annotation, cellular component: membrane. Gene Ontology annotation, molecular function: protein binding. Gene Ontology annotation, biological process: brain development. The record is from RefSeq and is a predicted model, not a curated record.
GAGACAGAGGAAAAGAGAGACAGAGAACGAAAGAGAAAGGAGAGAGAGGGAGAGAGAAGAGGGGAAGGCGAAGAGAGAAAAAAGAAAAAGGAAAAAAGGUCUGCUCUGGGAUUAUUAUUAUUACUUGGGUUAAUACUCUUAUCUUUGCAUUCCAGCCGGAAGGUCGCCUCCAAGGCUUCUUUCCUGCCCUUCUCCUUCUCGAAUUGGAUGCCAUCCCUGUUGCCGCCUCCGGAGUUAGGAAAGGGACAGAACUUUCCCAGGGAGGUGAGGGGUGUCCCCGCGGCGAUUUCCCGAUCACUUCCUCCCAGCAGAGAGCCCUGUGGCGAGGAAACGUUCCCGACUUCCCUCCCCCGCGACCUCCUCCCCAGAAGCGAGCGGAGACGUCAGGUUGCUUCUGGGUUUAUUUUGUAAACCCAGACAGUCAACUGCACUUGGCGCAGGCAAAGCCUCCUUGGCCCUCGCCCCAAAGCAAAGCUCUAAGAGGUCCGGGGACUCCUUGGCCUGGGUGGGAAGAGAGACGUGACCUGUGCGGCCGCCGCGAAGUGGGUCUCCAAGGGUGAGACCCCUCCCUCGGUGGCUGGGUGUGUUCCCUUUAGCCUUCCUGGACCCCAUUACCGCCCGGCUUGGAGCUGGACGAAGGGACGUAAUUGGUAGGCGAGUGGGUUGGGCAUCUUGACCCUACGACGAGAGUCUGGACCUGUGGUGAGGGCCCUUGCCCCCUCCCCGCUCUGCGCGGCCGUUCUAGAGGCCCGGGUGGGAGCGGGAGGAGGAAAGCGGGAGGAGGUGGCGAGGCCGCGGGGCGGUAUGAGGGGGCGCCGGCCGCCUCUCGGAUUGGCUGCGCCGCCGCCCCCUCCGCAUCGCGCGCCCCCCACCACGCGCCCAGCCUGCUCCCUCCCUCAGGCUCCGAGCUGCUGCCCGCAGGAGGCAGGACGCGCAGGGGUGGGACCGGCCCCCCAGCCCCUCUCCCGACCCCGUGCGCGCGGGAACCCCGGGUCCUGCAGCCUCCCGAGUGCAGAGAGGCGGGGCCGCCCGCUGCCGCCCGGCUGCCGGCGCCCCCUCCCGCGGCCCCGGCUCCGGGAGCGGGGCGCCCCGCGCGCGGGCACACGGCGGCCAGAGCGCCGAGGCGGUACCUUCAGCCUGCGAUGAGAGAAGCCCGAGGGAGCCCCCGGGAGCCAGCGAAGAGCUUGGCUGCUGCGUCCAGGGCUGCUGCUGCCGCCGCGGCUGCUUGAAACUCCUCAAAAUUGAGAGCCGGCGAGAGGCUGCCGCCCGCCGGGAGCCGCAGGGAAAGGAAGUCGGAAGGUGCAAGAGUGACAGACACGGACGGACAGACGGACGCGCAGACCUUCGGAAGGCACUGCGUAGGCAGCCUCCCCGGAGCCCGCGAGGCUCCCCAGCACCGACUAACCCAGGAAAGAGGAAAAAAUACAUUUAACAGUGAAGAGGCAGCUCCCUAUUGUGAAAACCCAUUUCAAAAGUUAUUGGAAAGAAAGUAAGGUUCACGGGUGGGAGGCUGAGCCUGUGGAAAAGACACGGGGAAGAGACUCAGAGGCGACCAUAAUGUCGUUACGUGUACACACUGUGCCCACCCUGCUUGGAGCCGUCGUCAGACCGGGCUGCAGGGAGCUGCUGUGUUUGCUGAUGAUCACAGUGACUGUGGGCCCUGGUGCCUCUGGGGUGUGCCCCACUGCUUGCAUCUGUGCCACUGACAUCGUCAGCUGCACCAACAAAAACCUGUCCAAGGUGCCUGGGAACCUUUUCAGACUGAUUAAGAGACUGGACCUGAGUUAUAACAGAAUUGGGCUUCUGGAUUCUGAGUGGAUUCCAGUAUCGUUUGCAAAGCUGAACACCCUAAUUCUUCGUCAUAACAACAUCACCAGCAUUUCCACGGGCAGUUUUUCCACAACUCCGAAUUUGAAGUGUCUUGACUUAUCAUCCAAUAAGCUGAAGACGGUGAAAAAUGCUGUAUUCCAAGAGUUGAAGGUUCUGGAAGUGCUUCUGCUUUACAACAAUCACAUAUCCUAUCUCGAUCCUUCAGCGUUUGGAGGGCUCUCCCAGUUGCAGAAACUCUACUUAAGUGGAAAUUUUCUCACACAGUUUCCGAUGGAUUUGUAUGUUGGAAGGUUCAAGCUUGCAGAACUGAUGUUUUUAGAUGUUUCUUAUAACCGAAUUCCUUCCAUGCCAAUGCACCAUAUAAAUUUAGUGCCAGGAAAACAGCUGAGAGGCAUCUACCUUCAUGGAAACCCAUUUGUCUGUGACUGUUCCCUGUAUUCGUUGCUGGUCUUUUGGUAUCGUAGGCACUUUAGCUCAGUGAUGGAUUUUAAGAACGAUUACACCUGUCGCCUGUGGUCUGACUCCAGGCACUGGCGUCAGGUACUUCUGCUCCAGGAUAGCUUUAUGAAUUGCUCUGACAGCGUCAUCAAUGGUUCCUUUCGUGCGCUUGGCUUUAUUCAUGAGGCUCAGGUCGGGGAAAGACUGAUGGUCCAUUGUGACAGCAAGACAGGUAAUGCAAAUACCGAUUUCAUCUGGGUGGGUCCAGAUAACAGGCUGCUAGAGCCGGAUAAAGAGAUGGAAAACUUUCACAUGUUUCACAAUGGAAGUCUGGUUAUAGAAAGCCCUCGUUUUGAGGAUGCUGGAGUGUAUUCUUGUAUCGCAAUGAAUAAGCAACGCCUGUUAAAUGAAACUGUGGACGUCACAAUAAAUGUGAGCAAUUUCACUGUAAGCAGAUCCCAUGCCCAUGAGGCAUUUAACACAGCUUUUACCACUCUUGCUGCUUGCGUGGCCAGUAUCGUUUUGGUACUUUUGUACCUCUAUCUGACUCCAUGUCCCUGCAAGUGUAAAACCAAGAGACAGAAAAAUAUACUACACCAAAGCAAUGCCCAUUCAUCGAUUCUCAGUCCUGGCCCCGCUAGUGAUGCCUCCACUGAUGAACGGAAGGCAGGUGCAGGUAAAAGAGUGGUGUUUUUGGAACCCCUGAAGGAUACUGCAGCAGGGCAGAACGGGAAAGUCAGGCUCUUUCCCAGCGAGGCAGUGAUAGCUGAGGGCAUCCUAAGGUCCACGAGGGGGAAAUCUGACUCAGAUUCAGUCAAUUCGGUGUUUUCUGACACACCUUUUGUGGCAUCCACUUAAUUUGUGCUAUAUUCGUAUGAUGUCAUAAUUUAAUCUCUUCAUAUUUAACUUUGUGUGUGGUCUGCAAAAUAAAUAGCAGGACAGAAAUUGUGUUGUUUUGUUCUUUGAAAUACAACCAAAUGGUCUCUUAAAAUGAUUGGUAGGAAAUGAGGUAAAGCACUUUAGUUCCUGAAUGUACCAGAGAAAGAUGGGGUUGUUUUCCAAAGUUUAAGUGCUAGAUAACAAUAUCUUAGCUUUUAGCACUAUUGAUAAUUUCAGAGCAGGCCCAGAGGUGAUAUGACUCCCAUUGUCCCUUUAUUUAGGAUGUUGAAAGAAAAAAUAAACUUUAUGUAUUAGUGUCCUUUAAAAAUAGACUUUGCUAACUUACUAGUACCAAAGUUGAGUUAUUUUAAAGAAAAACACUAGUGUCCAAUUUCAUUUUUAAAAGAUGUAGAAAGAAGAAUCAAGCAUCAAUUAAUUAUAAAGCCUAAAGCAAAGUUAGAUUUGGGGAUUAUUCAGCCAAAAUUACCAUUUCAGACCAGAAUGAAUAGACUACACUGAUAAAAUGUACUGGAUAAUGCCACAUCCUAUAUGGUGUUAUAGAAAUAGUGCAAGGAAAAUACAUUUGUUCCCUGUCUUUUCAUUUUGUAUAUUCUUCCCAUUCUGUAUUCUUGUACAAAAGAUCUCAUUGAAAAUUUAAAGUCAUCAUAAUUUGUUGCCAUAAAUACGUAAGUGUCAAUACCAAAAUGUCUGAGUAACUUCUUAAAUCCUUGUUCUAGCAAACUAAUAUUGGUUCAUGUGCUUGUGUGUAUGUAAAUCUUAAAUUAUGUGAACUAUUAAAUAGACCCUACUGUACUGUGCUUUGGACAUUUGAAUUAAUGUAAAUAUAUGUAAUCUGUGACUUGAUGUUUUGUUUUAUUUGGCUAUUUAAAAACAUAAAUCUAAAAUGUUUUA